GAAAUGCAUAACAUUUCCAUUAACUUAAAGAAGCGUUUAUUGAUGUAAAUCAAGAAAAAAAUCAUAUAUUUCUGGGGCAGUAUUCAUAAAGCAUCUUAAGUAUAAGUAUAAGAAAUUGAAAUUUAUACUUAAGAUGCUUUAUGAUUACGGCCCCAUAUCUAUAACGAUAAAACAAGUAACUUUAUGUUUAGUGACCUGGAGGAACUUAUUUGUGUGUUAGAGGAAGAUAUACACUUUUACGAGAGGUUAAAGAGCAAGUCGAUAUUCAAAGAUGUCUGACAAUUACUACCGACUCGUGACCUUCAUAUGCAACUUUUGUAAGGACGUUAUGCGUAAUGUGUUCUUACACUUCGCGAAAGCCGAUUGUCACGAAAAUGAUAUGUGCUUCACAAAUCUUGAGUCAUAUCUACACAACAGGAUGUCAGAUAUCAUGAUAAUGAAAACAAAUGGAUGUUUGAGAUUGGAUCAAGUUAAUAGAAUUUUAACAAAUAAUGGCGAGACAGACAUAAAGCUGUGGGACAUUUCAAUGUUAACUGCUGCAAUAGAAAAUUUGUUUGGUAGUCGCUUGAAUAUGAGAGUCAGAAAUUCCAUUCAGCAGAUUCGCCAAAUUCGAAACUUGCUUAUUCAUAUAGCCCAUGUUGAUCAAAUAACCGAUGACCAGUUCAAUCACUUUUGGUUUACAUUACGGAAAGCGACGCUCAAGUUAGCAAGUAAUAUCCAGGGGACGAAAUACGAAGAAGACAUAGCAGCAAAAAUUGAUGAUGCUAAAAAGCAUAGAGCUUAUGAAUCAUUCGAUACAUUGCGGGAAUGGUUUGAAGAAACAGUGACACAGUUAAAAGACGAAUUUAAAAAUAUGAGAUCAGAAAUAUGUAGUAUAAGAAACGAUAAUAGCUCUGUUAGAUAUCAAGCAGAAGAUGUUAAUGCGGAGAAAAACAAAAACAGAGCUCGUAGGAAGAGAUUCCGAACGGAAACAGUGUAUGAGCGGGCUUCUUUGUCAACACUGGAAGCUGAUAGAAUGAAAGACGAGAGUUUUGAAAUUAUGGAGGAUGUCCAUGUUAAUGCGAGAACAAUCAACCAAAAAGAAUGGAGGAAGAGAUUGCGAAUGAAAAAAACAGUAUCAGAGCGGGCUUCUUCGUCAGCAUUGGAUGCUAAUAUGCUAUUAUACAGACGGUCUGAUGGCCGUGUAGAGGAUCCAUUGGCUUUGCAGAAAACUGAGUGUGCGAAUGCAUUACAAAGUAAAGAACUAACUCCGGACGAGACUGAACUGAAAAAUAUUGGUUUAGAAAGGCACUUGGUAGGUUUAGAAAGGCACUUGGUAAAAGUGGAAACAGAGGAGGUUGCCCCGGAAAUUAGACUACUCUCUGAAGUGUCCUAUCUCUCAGGUUCGCUUGGUCAAUUGAAAAGUCAAUGGGAAAAUGUAAGAACAGUGGAGGAUGUUCAGGCAUUGAUCAGUGAUGGACAAGUUCCUAACGAGCGUGUACUCUCAGAUGUUGUUCAUCGCUUAGGCAGGAAAUCUGAUAUAGUUGAGUUGUUAUGUAAAACUAUUUGUGAGAAAAUUGCAUCUGCGUCUCCAAAAGUUGUACAUGUUUUUGCUGCAUAUACCCUUGCAAAUAGAGAUAAGUUGCAUUUUGUCGUAUUGUUGGAGAAUGGAUCAAGUUCUGACAAAGAUUUUAAUUUAGAUCACGAGAUCGUAGUCAGAAAUUGCAAAGGAAAUGGAAAAACAGAGCAUGAACAUAUGCAAAAAGAAACUGAAAGUGAACUUUCAGCAGAAGAAUCGACGGCCUUAAAGAAUACAAUUAAUGAAAUAACGAAGCAGUAUAUGGAAGAUCAUAAGUACUUGAGCGCUAUUACUGCAAGGAAAAUCAGUUUGGAAGGAAAAGAAACUAUAUGCAUUGUUAUGUACGCUCAUCCAUGCACAGACAGAUAUUCUGAUAUCCCACACAGUGAGGAACACCUACCUGCUACAAUCGAAGGCUAUAAAGUAGUAGUUCGUAAUGGAGUAUUUAAACAAGCCACAAAGACAGCUUCUGAAUGUCAUGAUAAUGUACGGAUGGGAUGUCAAAUAACUUCAAAUCUGGUGAGCGGUUUUGGAACUUUGGGUGGGUUCGUAGACCAUCAUGCGUACGGACUCUGUGGAUUUACGUGUGCCCACGUCGUAUACGGUACUGAACAGAUGAAAUUUUUAAAGAGAAAAAAAACGACUUAAACGGUCUCCAAAAGAGGACCCUUGUUUGGUAUAUCAGCCUUCUACCAGUUCCGUACCUAUUGGACGUGUUGUUGAGGCAUUUUACACUGAGGGUGGCGACUCCGAAUUAGCUGGCGUCGAUCUUGCUCUUUUUCAGAUAGAGGCGCGCCCUCCAGUUUCAGGAACAUCUCCGCGAUGCAAUAUGAAUGAGAAAUUGACGUAUGUCUCGGGCAAAACUUGGGGAAGAUCAAGACUUAAUCUAGGUGCUUGUGAAGUAUACAAGUUUGGUGUUGUUACAGGAAUUACUCACGGAAAAGUCAGGUUUGACGGUAUGUCUGUAAGGGAACUUCAGUUCGUCGCAAAAGGUUCAAUUGACGGUGUAGAUGCUAUACUUUAUAACCAGUACGAAAUUGAGAAUGAUACAGUAAACGUUUGCGAACAAGGCGAUUCAGGUGGAUUAGUGUUUAUGAAAGACUUUGCUGGUGAGUUAAUAUGCAUAGGAAUUGUAAGCGGAGUUCUCGAUAUGGUAAAUCCAUUACACGGUGUUGUUACACCUAUAACGGAUAUACUUCGAGAGUUGAAUGUGCUGCAUCUAAAGCCUUUUAGAAAACAAUUGACAUUAGACCUUUUGGAAAAGAAGUUAGCAGAAAAUGCUGAAGCAUCACGCGUUCAACUGCGAACAGUAACCUCUGAUUUACGUUCGCAACUACAGGGUGACUUAAAGUCAAUCCAGCCUUACAUUAACGAGCGUGUUUCAGAAAUAGGACAGGGUAUAUUUACGAAAGUAUUUGAAGGCGUACAAUCAACCAUAAAUAGUCAACUUCAGUCUUCAAUGAUCUCAAUGCAGUCUCAUAUCAACGAUAGUGCAUCAAAGAUAAUGGAAGGAGUUCAAAAGACUAUUGAAAAUGAAGUUAAGUCGACUUUAAUCCAAUAUAAAACACAUGACAACAACAAAGAAACUGUAUUUAGAAAUUGUGGCGACACAUAAAGACAAAAAGCAACUGAACGAUUAUAUUCAUCUUCCGUGAAUCUUCAAAUUAAAAGUUAUUAAUUUAAGGUGAGGAGGUAAAGUAACAGCAACUCAGUAAUAGGUCAUAUGGCGACUUCCAUAGCUAGCUAUAUGGCGUAUUCACUUGAUGAAUUCUACUUCCCAGGUGAGGCUCGAAUCUGUUUGUAUCGGCGAGGGAAAAGUGAUUUGAAGUCAGAGAUCUUAACCGUAGACUGGCUCCCGUCCCCAUGUUUGUUCUUAUUAAUAUAUAUCAGUUUUCUUCAUAAAGACGGAAGUAACUCCAGAAGGUUGUUUCUACACCGACAUUUUUAUUGCCCCUGGUUUCAAACAUAGGGACUGGUGAAAGUUGGCUACCAGAGUCUCACAAAAUUGUGAGACAAAUUCCCAAUAAUUUCUUUUAAUGAUAAUCAGCUGCUUUUAUCGUGAUGUUUUAUGUAAGGGUUUCAUGUGCUUACCAUCAUUUAACGAGCCGCAGCUAAUUUACUGAUUUAUGGCCUGCACUUGGCUUGUAUUGGCUUAUCAGACAACAGGAAUGAAAAGUUCAGCCAUCAGAUAAAAUAGUGCUAUGUUAGAGGCUUAGACGUGUCUUAUAAAAUGGUUCUUGUACUUAUAUACAACUAAUCUUGCAGCCAGGGAGCCAUGCUACCUUAACCACAAUGAACUUUUGUUAUCAAUCCAACUGUCUACUGGAAUUAAACUUAAACUUACAUAAUGAAUGAAUUUCAUAUUGUUGGGUGUGUUUUCCAUUGUUAUUAAACUAGGCCAUUAUAUCAUGUUUUCUCUAUGUUACUUAGAUCAAUUUUGGCACUGGUAUUCCUAUAGUUUUUAAUUGCUCUCUGGCGCAAAUCGAACCUUAUUAAAACUGCAGAGGCUACGUUGUUUCACUUGUUUAUCACAAAUCUUUGAAAUAAUGAUUUGUACAAUAAUAUAUAAAUUUGAAACAGGUUAACCUAAGGUCAAAAAUUAUAUCAGUAGGUCAAGUAAAGGAAAAACCUCGAGAACGCUCUAGAGGCCUAGUUUACAUUCUAAAUGCCAUAUUUUCUAUAUAUUAUUAAAAUUAUUUGUCCUAAUGUAUGUGUGUUUAAAAUCAAUGACGAUUUUAAAGUUUGUUAAAUGAUCUAGCUUAUUUACAUAAAACAUGUUCAGUUCAAAAUGUGGUUAUCUAUAAAACCCAGCUUACAUUAUAUCACAGAAAUGUUCCUUUGGUGAUCCAGUUUUAAGCUGAUUAAUAUGCUAUCCUUUGCUUUGCCGGCAAACAUAGUAAUGACCAGCCCUGUGUCGAGUGUAUGUAAAGCAUUGAACUAGUUUAUUAUGAAAAGGCUGUAACAUAAAUUUGGCAUUCAUGUUGUCAUAGUAAUUAAAAUGUAUUCUAAAUUCGGGUUUGUGUAUGGUUGUUCUUAAACUACACUGAUAUUUAUUAAAUGCAUUAUAAAGAAGUUAUAUGUUAUGUUUUUAAAUGUGAGUAUGUAUAUUGUCUCUUAUAGUUCUAUUUAGAACGGUCAUUUAAAAUUGUUUUAGUCUGUAUAUAAUAUUACAUGUUUGUAAAUGAAUGAGACAUAAAUAAAUAAAUAAAUAAAAAUAUGGUUGUUCUUAAACUACACUGAUAUUUGUUAAAUGCAUUAUAAAGAAGGUCUCUAUCAAUUUUCUUUAAUUGUUAAUCAAAAAGCCUAAAAUAUUUAUUGCUAAAUAUAGCAACAACAGUUACCAUGAAAAUUUGAACGCUAUUACAUGUACUUGCAGUGUAAUAAUAAUAACGUUAUUCAUAGAUGAGCACUAAGUAGAGUAAUGCAAAAUUUAUUCCGUUCCAGUCUUGCUAGCCAGGUUACUUCGAGAGAUAUUCAUAGGCUCCAUAAAAACAUAUGCUUGACUGUUUAAAUCACAGCAUAUAAUUCUGAAUCUUUCUUUUGUAAUUAACGUACCUUGCAGUAACGAUAAAAAUGGAACUUUUUAGUAUAUCUGAUGACACAUAACAAUGUCAGUGCUUCUAAUUCUACGGGAGAAUGAAUUUACCAUUAAGUACAAUAAAAGAGUAAUGGACACGGUCAACUCAAUUGUGUAUAUGUAUGUAUGCAUAUAUAUGGGCGCAUAAGUAGUAUGUUAGUACAAAGAUAUUGUUGUCUUAAUCAAUACAUCUAGUUCAUGACACGAAGAGUUGUGUAUUGGAAAACAUGCACGUAGCCAUUUAAGAUUGGUCGAUUUGAAUUGCUUCGGGUCAAUAGGUCUCGCUUUUAUAGUACUGGCGAGGCUAAGGUUACGUUGCCUUUUUGCGAAGGAAGUGUCUGUUGGGCACCACUGUAGUAUUGGCGAGGCCUAAGUAGCUUUGUUCAAAUUCAAACAGUUUGCACUUGACUUAACUUAAAUAUAACAUUAUCUUUCACAUUAAUUGUAUACCAAAUAGAAUUAGCUCU
Messenger RNA from Mercenaria mercenaria, 5602 nucleotides. RefSeq lists its product as uncharacterized. The record is from RefSeq and is a predicted model, not a curated record. The transcript is spliced from 6 exons. NCBI's taxonomy places the organism in Eukaryota, Metazoa, Mollusca, Bivalvia, Venerida, Veneridae. Bases 272 to 2206 code for a protein of 644 amino acids.